AUGAUUAACGCUAUUAAUCAUAUUCACUCUCACAAAAUCAUACACUGUGAUAUCAAACCAUCAAAUAUUCUAAAGUCUCAAUAACGUAUUUACAAGAUUUGUGACUUUGACCUUUCCUCUUAACUAGAUCAUUUUUAAGAUUCAACAAGCAUCAUGAAAGGGUACACAAAAUAUUAUAUGUCACCUGAAUAAGAAGAAUGGAUUAAUAAUUAAAACCGCACUUAAUCAUAUAAAAUUGAAAUAACUUAAAAAUCUGAUGUAUUCAACUUAGGAGUUGUAUUUUUAGAAGUUUUAGGGGAAGAAAUAAAUGAGUAUAGCUCCUUGCGUAUUAGAUAAGGAAAUUAUUUUUUUAGCACUUAAGUGAUGAAAUCAUAAUGGUUUGAAAAAGUGUUAAUGAUGGUCAAGCCUAAUCCAAAUGAACGAAUACAUUCAUCUUAAUUGUUUGGAUUGCUAUAUCCUCUAGAACUAUUUUCCUUAUAAAAUUAUGAAAGUUUACUAAAUAUUUUUGAAUCUACUUGUAUGAGAAUAAAUUUAUAGAGUAACGUACAAUAAUCCAUAAGUUAAUCUGAAGCAGCCUAUGAGCUAAUACAAAAAUUGAAUUUAGGAAAUAAUAUUCCCUUGUAUGGGUUAGUAUUAAUCUAUAAAAGCAGAUAACUAAGACUAAGUUCAAAGUUAGAUGAAUCUUUAGAAAUAGGAUUGUUAUCAUUGAAAUUCUUAUAAACAGAAAGUAACGAGUACCUGGUUUUGUCUCUUUUAGAAGUUGCCUAAACAUAUGAAUAAAUUGGUAUUUAUUAAAAAACAUAUAAUACCAUAAAAUCCCAUUAAGGAAAAAGAACAUGUUGCGAGGUAAGAGUGUAAUAUGGGGAAGAUGAAUAAGAAGCUAGAAUAAUACCUUCUGCUAAAUAUUAGACUAUUUAAUCCAUUUGA
Messenger RNA from Tetrahymena thermophila SB210, 927 nucleotides. Its product is annotated as kinase domain protein. Gene Ontology annotation, molecular function: eukaryotic translation initiation factor 2alpha kinase activity; ATP binding. The transcript is spliced from 7 exons. Gene Ontology annotation, cellular component: cytosol. The record is from RefSeq and is a predicted model, not a curated record. Gene Ontology annotation, biological process: protein phosphorylation. NCBI's taxonomy places the organism in Eukaryota, Ciliophora, Oligohymenophorea, Hymenostomatida, Tetrahymenidae.